This is a messenger RNA of Colletotrichum karsti, 1080 nucleotides long. RefSeq names its product nuclear pore protein-like protein. The record is from RefSeq and is a predicted model, not a curated record. NCBI's taxonomy places the organism in Eukaryota, Fungi, Ascomycota, Sordariomycetes, Glomerellales, Glomerellaceae. The transcript is spliced from 2 exons. Bases 1 to 1080 code for a protein of 359 amino acids.
AUGGCAUCAAAGAGCAACCUCAGCGACGCCCGAAAAAGCACCAGAUGGCAGUCGCUGAGGUCUACCAUGAGAGCUCCCCAUGCUUUCGAGAUGGACCCGCGUGGCGACCUAACAUUGGAGGUCGGCAGCAACACCAACGCUGAUGCAAACGACGAGGAGUUUGAAGAGGACGAGGGCAAUAACGAAGAUGGAACCAGGCAGCUGUUCCGCGUCUGCUCCAAGUCCUUGGCCCGUUCUUCCGUCGUUUUCUGCAAGAUGCUCUUCGGACACUUUUCCGAGACGGACCAGGGACUUGUCUCUCUCCCGGACGACCACAUCGAGCCGAUGUUUCUCGCCCUGUUGAUCAUUCACGGUCGCUUCGCCAAGGUCCCCUCCUUCCUGACAAUCGAAGAACUGUUCGAGCUCGUAAUCAUCACGAACAAAUACGACAUGACUAACAUCGUCCGACCUUGGAUCAACAACUGGGUGCCUCGACUUAAGGGAAUCGAGCUGUGCCCGGACAAGGACCUUCUUGCCUGGAUUGCCUGGGAGGUUGGCGCCGACAGAGUCUUUGAGAAGAUGGCGCUUGAUAUCGCUUAUGAGUGCCGCGUCAACAAGGAUGGAGACAUCCUCGACACUGACGGCAAGCUUAUGAAGACGAACAUCUACCUCGAUGCUGCCGGCAUACUUGACACGAUUGCUCGCGCCAGAAACAAGGCUAUCUCCGGAAUGUUUUACCCUCUGCGGCUAGGUGUCAAAAAGAUUUUGGAAGGAAACGGUUGCUCGUCGAUCGAGGACAAGGUCAGGUGUGACAGCACAGUACUUGGCUCCAUCAUCAUAGCCUGCAAGGCGGCCAACGUUGAUCCAGCGCCUCUUCUUGCCGGCAAUACCCCGCCCUACUUGGGCAGCGUCCGAGAACUGACAGCCGAAAUCAAACGCAUGGAGUUCACUAACGUCGACUCUCAUCUUUGCAACACCAUCCUCGCCGCUAAAGUAUCCGCCGAUAUCAUUUUCACCAGGACCACUUCACUCGUGUCGCUGAACGAGCUUGAUCACCUUGAGAAGCGUGCGAAGAUUUCUGGAUGGACUCGGCUGAAUUAA